Messenger RNA from Drosophila elegans, 756 nucleotides. RefSeq lists its product as uncharacterized. Bases 67 to 669 code for a protein of 200 amino acids. The transcript has a single exon. NCBI's taxonomy places the organism in Eukaryota, Metazoa, Arthropoda, Insecta, Diptera, Drosophilidae. The record is from RefSeq and is a predicted model, not a curated record.
GAAGAUCAGACCAGUUAACAUCGCGAGUGAAAUUCGUAUAGAAAAAGUGAAAUUCGCUUUGCAAAAAUGUUCAAAUUUAUUUGUGCUGCGGCUAUCAUCACCAUGACUCUUUUGGAAACCAUCCAGGCCCAGAGACCCUCUUUUGCGGGUUUGAGACCACCAGGUGGACUGAGCCAGAAGGACAAAUACCACGCAACUCAAAACACAGCUGUGGAGAAUAUAACCGGAGUGUCUAUAGCUACCAGAUUCGGAGAGGAGAGUUCACAGAAGCCUGCUCUGAUUAAUCUACCCUACGGAACACCCCAGAAACCGCCAGUUGGAGUUCCCCUGGUGCUACCCAUUAGUACCACCGAUUUGGAGGGUUCUCCAACAGUGGCCAACCGAUUUGGUGCACCUGAUUCCACAAACCCAACCGCUAGUUCCACGACCACUGGUUCCACGACCAUUGGUUCCACGACCACUAGUUCCACCACCACAGUGGCCCCCGUUCUCAGCGAGCUCCCCGUCGAUGCCCAUGGUGAUCGGGAGUGGGUUAACUACUUGAGCACGCUGCCCGUCGAAAACCAGCCCUUCUGGUUCAUAAACUACCAGGCCAUAGAAGCCCAUCGGAAUAGUUCCAGGCCUAAUGUGGGCGCUUUGGAGACGCGGGGUUCUUUCUUCCGCGGUUAAAAACAUCAAUCUUCGCUUAGAUUAGUCCUUACAUUAAUGUGAAAUUAUUUAUUUGUUUUUAUAAAGAAUACAUUAUAUUUUAACGAG